Apus apus (common swift) is the source of this 1466-nucleotide messenger RNA. It is a transcript of the gene PIMREG, whose product is annotated as PICALM interacting mitotic regulator. Bases 261 to 1109 code for a protein of 282 amino acids. Lineage: Eukaryota; Metazoa; Chordata; Aves; Apodiformes; Apodidae. The transcript has 5 exons. The record is from RefSeq and is a predicted model, not a curated record.
UUCAUCAACAGCAGUUAACAGUUUAUCAGAAGGAAGCUGGAUAGACUGGUAGCUAUGAAGAGGACUGGUUGCCCGGUUACUAGCCCUUCUUUGUUCCCACAAGCAGGGAUACAUAAAGGUCUUAAUAUCCCAAACACUUUCAGGAUUAAAAUAUUUCAAUAAGCCUUACUGCUCUCUGACACAAAUAAGGAUGCUUGUGAGAGAUGGAAACAUUUUAGGAGACCAGGUAUGAAAUAAGGUUCACCAAGAACAGCAACAAGAUGACAUCUGUGCUCCAAAACGUCAAGGCAACAAUGGCCUGGCGGAAACACCAGCUCCUAGCUGACUUUGAUGAGAAUGAGAGUCCUGUACCUGACAAAUUCAAGAGAAGGGCUUCUUUGAGUUCUCUCAAUACCUUCCGCAUGUCUCUAAGAAAUCGGGUACCAUUAAAACAAGUAGACCUGAAUUUUCAUAAGACCCCAACCUGGGAAAGUCUGGAAGCAAGACAGAAUAGUCAAACUCUUCAGAGUAUUAAAAGAAAAGCAAAAAAUGCUUUUGGAACAGUGUCCCAGAAAAUACAGAAGUCUUGCCAAAGCCCAGUCCACUCAAUGGUAACAUUUCCAGCUAAAUCCAUCAGCAGAAGCUGUGCAACUGGGUCUACCAAGAAAAGAAGUACUACACCUCAAACUCCUUGCCAUAAUAAAAGUGUUACUCCACCAACCAGUUCCAAAGGCACGCCAAGAUCCAGCAGAAGAGCCUUGCCUGGGCCAACAAGGAUGUCCGAACAUAGAGAAUGGAGGGGUUUCUCCUCCUGGCUUGGUAAAGACACGGUCUCUCUUCGGAGAUCAAGAAGAGCAGCAGCACUGAAGAGCCCUUAUUCAUCCCCUGCUCCUGCCACAGGAAAGAUAGAGUUUGAUUGCGAGUUGGAGCUGGUCUCCUCAGGGAUUUGCAAAUUGAAGCAUAUCUCUCAGGCAUUCGAUGAAGCCCUUGUGCAGGAGGAGAGGCAACAUGCAAUAUCCAACUACUAUUCUCUAAUGGCACAAAACUUUCAGUCUGCACGUCGAUCUCAAAAACUUUCUCAAGCUAGCAGAAGGCAAGCAAAGAAACUCCAUCAAGCACUUGGUACCUAGACAGAGAAAAGUUGUAACUAUUGUUAGUUUCUGAGCAUAUGUAAAGGAGAGCUCUGUGUAGCACCUGAAAGAGUGCACUCUAUAUGUUGAACAAGCCAUUACAUUUUAUAAUCUUUCUUAACAAAGCAGCUCAGGACUUCGCUUCUUUUCAAGUAAACAGCAGAAUCAAAAUUGUACUAGAGUUUAUUAUCUCCUGCUGAGAUAAGGGACCGUCUUGGAUGUGACUUUGAUGAGGCAGUAAGUAGUUUCAAACUUGUGUUGAACUAACCAGUAGGAAUGGCCAGAGCAAGGGCCACAGAUGUACAAAGGGUGAUCAUAGUAAUGUUUAGACUGGUAUACAACUGACUUGAGUUUUAG